AUGUUAGUUGCAGCCCAGCCGGCGGUGGCCGCUUGGGCCGGGCUGGGGCCAGGGCCGAACUGGGAGGCGAGAGGGGCUGAUCUCCCGAAACAAAGUUGCUGGGCUGGUGGCGGCGGGGCGCGGGAGGCGGCGGGGAGCUGGAGCGGCGGCGGCCGGCGAACUGGACCUGCUCGGCCUCCUCCUCCGCCUCCUCUGGAGACCGCGCCCCGGGGUGCCCGGCCGCGAGCCGGUUCCCAGGGGGGCGCCACGGAGCGAUCCUGCGCCCCACCCUUCCUCCUCUGCCUCCAGCGCUCCGCUCCAACAAAGGGGCAGGCCUGCGGGCGGGGAGCGGGAGGAGGGGGAACCGGGAGGAGCGAGCCGCUCGCCCCGAAGUUGGGGAGUCGCCUGGCUCGGCGGCGGAGAGCGGGCGGCCGCUGCCUGCCGCGGGCUUUCUCCGCGCGGGGCGAGGAGGAGCCGGGGCUCCCGCAGCCGAUCGGGGAACCGCCGGGAGCGGCGCCCCCCUGCUUUGGGGCCGUUUCUGCAGACGGAAAACUCUCCGGUGUUUGGCAAACUUGGUGCUCCGCGCCCGUGCCAGUUGCACCACAGAACUCACGCUUGCACACCACCACCCCCGCGAUCACUGCGACCCGAAACACAUCCAAACGAGCCCUCGGCCGGCUGGGGACGCGGCGGCGGCUGGCAGGCGAGGCGGGCGCGCGGUCACGGGAGCAGCUGUGUGUGGAAGAUGGCCUUCCCUCCCUGUCAUAGAUGUGAAAAUGGAGGGCCACCUUAAGGCACAUUGUUAGUGAUGAAACUUCCAUUCUGUCUCCUGACCACCGAUUAUAAACCACUGCAGCAUUUAUCGAUUUAGAAGAAGGUAUCUUUUUUUGCCAUGUUACUCAACCCGGAGUCCCCUGCCAUUCAUGGCAACAAGUGGAAGUUGGUGGCUAGACCUGUUUCUUCCUUCUUCCCAUUCUUCCCUUGUCCUCUGAUCUAUCCCCCUUUCUUCUGUAUCUUUGUAGUAUGUAAAGGAUUUUGAUGAUCAAGCAAGGAAAAUUUGAGAAAUUAUCUUAAGGAGAGUGGCAAAAUAAAAUGUUACAAUCAGCAAAUAUUUAUGUGAAAAGGAAUUAAAGUCCUGUGUAGAGAGUUCACUUUUUUUACGGAGUAGGAUAGAUCUUUGGGAAGCUUUGAAGUGAAGACCUUUGGCUAAGACCAGUUAUAUGGAGAGCAUUAGAAAUAUUUCUCAAAGGGAAUAGUUACUUUCCGGUUAAGAGAAUUUUGUUGGGCAAACUUGAUUUUCUGUAAUAAAAUUUUAUAUGCAUUCCUCUGAA
Myotis lucifugus (little brown bat) is the source of this 1310-nucleotide messenger RNA. RefSeq names its product translation initiation factor IF-2-like. The transcript is spliced from 4 exons. The coding region runs from base 1 to 747 and encodes 248 amino acids. Lineage: Eukaryota; Metazoa; Chordata; Mammalia; Chiroptera; Vespertilionidae. The record is from RefSeq and is a predicted model, not a curated record.